Anoplopoma fimbria (sablefish) is the source of this 1151-nucleotide messenger RNA. Its product is annotated as cytochrome b-245 chaperone 1 homolog. The transcript is spliced from 7 exons. NCBI's taxonomy places the organism in Eukaryota, Metazoa, Chordata, Actinopteri, Perciformes, Anoplopomatidae. The record is from RefSeq and is a predicted model, not a curated record. The coding region runs from base 274 to 879 and encodes 201 amino acids.
UCUGAUGUCAGACUAUUAAGUCCCUGUGUCGGUUUCACAGUGUGACAGCAGGCCUGGUGCUGAUGUUAAAAGGUCGAAUGUUAAGGUGGGGAGAAACUGAUCCCGUCCAAUCAGCGCAGACGGAUCCAGGAAGGAAGUAUCACCCAUGCAGGACAGUUGUUGCAAUAAUAUGAAAAGAACUUCCUUAUAUUUCAGUACAUGUGUUUCCUCGUACAAACGGUUCUUUGCUAAACCUGCAAGACGUUCAUUUACAGAAAGUAAGAAGAGUUGAAGAUGGGAUACAUGACUGUAGAGGAGCAUAGCUCCACCUUGCUCCACCUGAAGAGAUCUCCGGGCAUUCGUUCCUGGUCUCUUCUUGUCGGAAUAGCUUCUAUUGGGUUGGCAGCUGCGUACUACAGCUCAGACAGCAUCCCGUGGAAGCUUUUCUACGUGGCAGGCUGCCUGUUUGUAGCCAUGCAGAACAUGGAGGAAUGGGAGGAGGCUGUGUUUGACAAAACCAAGAACCAGAUUGAGCUCAAGACGUUCAGCUUGUAUGCUUUAGUCCUGACGUUAUGGAAGAAGGGGCAAGAGAAAGUUGUGUUGGAUCUGACACAGCUGUGUGACAUCUGCAUCCAGGAAGAGAAGGUUCGCUAUUUGGGGAAGGGCUACCUGCUGAUGCUGCGGCUGGCUGCCGGCUUCUCCUACCCCCUGACUCAGAGUGCCACACUGGGGGAACGCAAUGACGUGGAGGCGUUGGCUGCGUUGCUGAAGCGCUUCCUGGGCCUGGAGGAGCUGCAGCAAAACAGGCAGCAGGAGGAAGAGGCAGAGUACGGAGAGGAGGAGGAGGAAGAUUCUCUGGACAACAGCAGUGAUUCAGAUGGUGAAGAGGACAAACUCUGAUCUCUCUGUGACUUUCAACCCUGCUGCAACUUUGGGUGGAUUGAUUCAGGGGCAUUAUGGCAUUGUUACGGCAUUACAUAGGGGGCAGUUUAAGUGAUACCCUCACUACAUGUUAUACUGUUAGCAUGUGCAUGAAACACCAAGGAUAUAGCCUCUCUCAGUUUCUCCUCACAUACUUCCUUUCUCAGGAGACUAUAGUAAAAUAUUUCUUACUUUAUAUUCAUGUGAACUGGGAUGAAAGUUUCAUCAAAUUAAAUGUUUUGACAUGCAAA